Messenger RNA from Carlito syrichta (Philippine tarsier), 1000 nucleotides. RefSeq names its product zinc finger matrin-type 5 (gene ZMAT5). The coding region runs from base 194 to 706 and encodes 170 amino acids. Lineage: Eukaryota; Metazoa; Chordata; Mammalia; Primates; Tarsiidae. Gene Ontology annotation, molecular function: zinc ion binding. The record is from RefSeq and is a predicted model, not a curated record. Gene Ontology annotation, cellular component: U12-type spliceosomal complex. The transcript is spliced from 7 exons.
UGCGCGACGCUGGCACCAGGAGGAGGAGCCCGAAGCCCUUGCUACCCCACGGAGCCAGGAUGAUGGUAACCAUGGUAAUGACAGCCAGUGUUUCCUGAGGACUUCUGAGGAGCCAUGCUCUGUGCUAAGUGUGUACCUGGAUGAUCUGAUUCUCACAGCAAUCCCUGAGUGGCAGCACCUGGUAUAGGUGGCCAUGGGGAAGCGAUACUUCUGUGACUACUGUGACCGCUCCUUCCAGGAUAACCUCCACAACCGAAAGAAGCACCUCAACGGGCUGCAGCACCUCAAAGCCAAGAAGGUCUGGUACGACAUGUUCCGAGAUGCAGCUGCCAUCUUGCUAGACGAGCAGAAUAAGCGGCCCUGCAGGAAGUUUCUACUGACGGGCCAGUGUGACUUUGGCUCCAACUGCAGAUUUUCCCACAUGUCAGAGCGAGACCUGCAGGAGCUGAGUAUCCAAGUGGAGGAGGAAAGGCGGGCCAGGGAGUGGCCACUGGAAGCUGCCGAGCUCCCCGAAGGCCAUCUGGAGGACUGGCUGGAGAAGAGAGCCAAGCGGCUAAGCUCAGCCCCAAGUAGCAGAGCCGAGCCCAUCAGAGCCACUGUCUUCCAGUAUCCUGUGGGCUGGCCGCCGGUCCAGGAGCUGCCCCCAUCCCUGCGGGCACCCCCACCUGGAGGGUGGCCUCGGCAGCCCAGAGUCCAGUGGGGCUGAGCCCCUAGCCCUCGUCCUGCACCCCAGCUGGCUGGUUCCCCCAUCAGUCACGAUAAGACAGGAGCUGAUACUGGGAAGCUGAGCCCCCUUCCUGCUGUGGCUGUGAGCCUCCGAGACUAUGGCCUGAUCUCACUGAGACUUGGGACUCCCCACAGCAGGUGUGGCCCUGGUCCUGGGUCUGCGCCGGCAGCUACCCCCUCACUCCCCUCCACACCCUCCCCCGACCAUCGGAUGUCUUGAGAGGAUGAGUGAGAAAACUUCUGUAUGUUCGUUCAUAAAGGAAGUCUGUCACCA